UGCUAAUAUUAUUGAAAACAAAAAAGUCGUUUGCAUAUGAUUACUUACGUUUUGAUGCAAAUGUUAACAAUAUCAAAAUCAACUUUUAAAUCUUUCAAAUCAGGCAAUUUAAAUAGGAAAUUAAAAAAAAUAUUGUUUUAUCAAUGUCGCUCUACAGAAGAGACAUUAAAAAUAAGCCAAGGUGGAAAGAUGUGUACGAAAGAGCUCCUGAGGUUCCGUACAUUUCUAAAGGACCCAUGACUUUGAAGGUUUCCAUGAAUAUGUUCUGUGAGAAUAGAAGACGGCUUGUACAGGAACUGCGGAAAGCGACACCACACGCUCUGGUUCUGGUUCAAGCGGCUAGUCCUCAAACCUGCCUUGGUAGGAGUUCUUAUGUUCAGGAUUCUAUUUUUUUCUGGACAUUUGGCUAUAAUAGAUCUCGAGCGAUGGGAGCCAUUGACUUGGUCAGUAGCAAGUCAUAUUUAAUAGUUUCACGGGAAAGCACUGAUGGUUCGGAAUGCUGCGAGAAGCGGUUUAGCAGAAAAAAGAUAAAAAGACAAUAUUUUGUGGACAAUGUUUGGUAUUUAGAUGAACUAGAUUGCAUGUUAGAUUUAAUGAAGAACUAUAACGACUGCCGAGAAAUACUAAUAUUGAACUAUCAGAAGCAGGAGCUGCCAGCGAAUAUUUUUAAUUAUGAAGUCGAUUAUCUUUUACUUGAGCCUGUCAUACGGGAGCUUAUGGCAAAAAAAACGAAAAGUGAGUUAAAAAUUUUACGUUACAUUGCAAAAUAUUUAGAGAGUGCCCUUAUGCACAUCAUGCAAAGGUUUAGGCCUGGUAUGACUGACAACCAGUUGGAGGCUUGGUUCUCUUUUUUUAUGACCUACAAGAGUGACUUUGAUCAGCUGACGUUCUGCAUAUUCUCAGGUGGCAAUCAUCUAGAUCAUCAUAAUUGCGGAAGACGGUUACCUGUCUCUAAACGACAGAAAGUAUUUAAAGAAGGGGAAUUAUGCAUUAUUGAUGUGGGAGCAUCCUAUUUCGGAUUAAAGUUGUCUUUGGGGAUCGUCUUACCUGUGAGUGAACGCUUCAACAGUUUACAGAAAAAUGCUUACGAGACAGUGCUACAAAUGAGAAUCAGUGUCUGCCGGGUAUUGCAACCCGGUACGCCAUUCCAAGAAGUGCAAAAAAGAGCCGAAAAAUCUCUAAUUUACAUUUUAAUUGAAUCAAAACUGCUCUAUGGCACAGUUGAAGGAGCUUAUGAACACGGUAUGGGAAAAUUUUUGAUUCCAUAUAAUGUGGUCCGGUCUAUGGACGUUCUUUGUGAAGAUCAGCAAAAGCUGGAGUUAGGGAAGACCUAUUUAGUUCAACCUGGGUGUUAUUUUACCAAGAGUUGGUUGGAUGAGGCCUAUAAGGACGAAGUUUUCAAACUAUAUCUUACGCCUGAUCUGCGUGAUUACGAAGACAUCGUGGUCAAAGUGAGCGAUCCGAUUAUUAUUACAGACGAAGGUUUUAGAUAUUUGUCGGAAAUGCCCAGAGCUUGUUGUACCAUAAAUGACAUGAGAUUGGUAGACCAGGUAAAAAGAAGCGAUUUUACUGAUACCCAGGUAAAAGAAAAUUUGACGGUUAAACCGAGUUCGUUCCGUCUCUAAUAUUAAAAUUACAUUGAUACGAGAAGAAUUAUAAAAGUCA
Molecule: messenger RNA, 1665 nt
Organism: Nezara viridula (southern green stink bug)
Lineage: Eukaryota; Metazoa; Arthropoda; Insecta; Hemiptera; Pentatomidae
Source: the annotation of a GenBank genome assembly